CAACACCAACACCAACACCAACACGAGCCAUGACCUCUCCAACACAGUCCGAGCUGAUGGAUCAGACCAAGAAGCUCAUGGCCCAGAAAACAGACAUCGAGAAUCAGCUGGCAGAGCUUGAGCAGGUUUUGAAGCAGCACGGAGUCGGCAUGCAGGAUGCCCUCGUCGAUGCCGAUGGCUUUCCACACCCGGCGGCCUACGACAUUCGCCAUGCCCGUGUCCAAAUCAUCCGUCUGAGAAACGACCACAAGGACCUGCUCAAAGCGAUCGAGCGGUCGCUCCAUGCUCUGCACUCUGUUGCCAAGUCAGAACAGCGAUCGGACCCGGAAUCCAGCGCCGCAUCCACCUCCUCCAGCAAUGCAAUUCGGGCGGAUGCAGGCGACCGUGACGACACACCGAAGCCGCAGGAUCAGGCACAAGCACAAGCGCAAGCACCGCUGGCCCGGGUGAAUGCUGUCGAUCCCGAUGGGCCCGCUGCCCAGGCAGGACUCAGACGAGGCGAUCUGGUCAUCCGAUUCGGCAGUCUUGAUUCCAAGUCGGGGGCUGGCCUCGGAGGACUCCCACAGUUUGUAGCGGCAAACGAAAAUUCCGCGAUCGAGCUGCUGAUCCGGCGCGACAGUGCUCUGGAGACGCUCUAUCUGACGCCCCGACGCUGGAGCGGGCGAGGGCUGCUCGGAUGCCACAUUGUGCCUCCAACUCAGUGAGGGUCAACUCCGUGUCUCGCACCCCCGUUGCCAAAGUCGAGCUGCCCGUUGGACGAGCAGCGUGCACGACAGCAAUCAUUAGUUGUGCCGCAACCCCAGCCUGCGACUUCGUGUGUAGGACUUGCAUAUAUCACCUACAAGGAAGCACAAGCGGCUUGAGCAUUCAAAGCAAUCGCUUGGGAAAGGGAAUACAAAUCGUAUUGUGUGCUUCAGGGACAGGGUUAUCAUGUGUGCAGCUGCCCCGGGCUCGCAC
Molecule: messenger RNA, 957 nt
Organism: Polychytrium aggregatum
Lineage: Eukaryota; Fungi; Chytridiomycota; Chytridiomycetes; Polychytriales
Exons: 6
Coding region: 30-704 (224 amino acids)
Biological process (GO): proteasome regulatory particle assembly
Cellular component (GO): nucleus; cytoplasm
Molecular function (GO): protein binding
Source: RefSeq, a predicted model, not a curated record